UGUGACCGUACAACAUGGAAGUCGGGUUAGUGAAUGUAUUCGAUAAAUUGACUCUCGUUAUUCAAACUGGGUUUGUGAUAUGUGGAAUUUAUAUCAUCUAUAAACUUGUCUCGUACUACAACUAUGUACAACGAAUGAAAAAAUGUUUCAAGGGAGCAAAAGGUCCGGAAAAGUGUCAUUGGUUGUUUGGUAGUUUGGUCUAUUUUCCAGAAGGUGAACAUGCGAUGCAUUUUGUGAAGCUCUGCAAUGAAUACGGAAGUGACCAAGGUUACAUUGUCAUCUGGUUUCCAUUCAUGAAGCCCAUGGUAGUUGCAUGUAGUCCAAGAAUCAUGGGAAACAUUUGCAAGAGUAACGAACCAAAAGCUACGGGCCUUACCGGUGUUUAUCGUUUGCUAAAGCCCUGGCUAGGCGAAGGUCUGCUGAUUGCAAACGGUGAAAAAUGGGCGCGAAAUAGACGUCUGCUAACACCCGCCUUCCACUUUGAGAUACUGAAGCCGUACACAACAGUUUUCAAUCAGGCAGCAGACACGAUUGUGAAAAAAAUAGCAGCAAAAGCCGAGUCAGGCGAGAGAUUCGAGGCUUUUCAGAACGUGUGUCUCUGUACCUUGGAAAUCAUUCUGAAGUGCGCAUUUUCCUACAGUAAAGACAUACAAAAUUCUGGAGAAAACAACCCGUAUGUAAACGCAGUUAACCGAUUAACAGAUUCUGUACGCUAUCGUGUUGUUCAUCCACUUACUGUCUUUGACUUUUUCUGGAAGUUAACUCCAGUUGGACGGCAGUUUAAGAAAGACUGUGACUUUGUACACUCAGUUGCGGAAGAAAUUAUUGACAAAAGAAAAGAGACCUUGGACAAGUCUGGUUGCGAAACGAACCGUAGAUAUUUGGAUUUCUUGGACAUUCUUUUGACGGCACGUGAUGGAACGGGACGAGGUCUGACCAAGUUAGAAAUCCGAAAUGAAGUUGACACUUUCUUGUUUGAAGGUCACGACACAACAGCUAGUGCUAUCUCAUGGGUUCUUUACUCUCUGGCGGAAAAUACCGAGUGUCAGCGGAAAUGUCAGGCAGAAAUAGACGAUGUACUGGAGGGCAGGGAGUCUGAUGAUUUGGAAUGGUCAGAUUUAGCAAAACUUGAAUACCUUACAAUGUGCAUUAAAGAAGGAAUGCGUCUUCAUUCACCGGUACCAGUAGUGAGCCGUGACACAGAAAAUGAGUUCGAUCUUGGCGAUCGCGUCGCACCAAAAGGGACGCUUAUUCAGUUAAACAUUUUCGCUCUAAACCAUAUGGAGAAUGUGUGGGGCUCGGACCAUAUGGAGUUUAAACCAGAAAGAUUCUCAAAGGAAAAUAUCGACAAUAUCAAACAUUUCCAGUAUGUUCCGUUUUCAGCAGGACCAAGAAACUGUAUUGGACAGAACUUUGCAAUGAAUGAAGAGAAAGUCGUGCUGUCGAAACUGUUACGAAAAUUCACAUUUAGGCUGGAUCCGAACCACAAGGCGGAAAGAUUCAUGUCCGCGGUGAUGAGAACUAAAAACGGAAUGUAUAUGUUUGUUGAAAAACGAGAAUAUUUGAAAAAGUAAAUAGAAACGACCAGCGAACGAAGAUUUUAUCAACAUUCUAGCAUAAAACUGCUGUUCUUGUCACUUUUCGGGGGUGUUUUAACAGGAGAGAAAACGUGUGUUAACAGAGAGAUUCUCGCGCUCGUGUGCUGUUAUAACACCUUUUUAUAUAUGCGCGUUCCGUGGCAAAGCGUAAACGUCUUUCGGCCCCAAAACGGAUAAUUCAAAACGAAAUGACGUCAACGUAAAAACGCAACU
Mercenaria mercenaria is the source of this 1811-nucleotide messenger RNA. RefSeq names its product leukotriene-B4 omega-hydroxylase 3-like. The coding region runs from base 15 to 1574 and encodes 519 amino acids. Gene Ontology annotation, molecular function: monooxygenase activity; iron ion binding; heme binding. The record is from RefSeq and is a predicted model, not a curated record. NCBI's taxonomy places the organism in Eukaryota, Metazoa, Mollusca, Bivalvia, Venerida, Veneridae. The transcript is spliced from 11 exons.